Molecule: messenger RNA, 1123 nt
Organism: Pseudophryne corroboree (corroboree frog)
Lineage: Eukaryota; Metazoa; Chordata; Amphibia; Anura; Myobatrachidae
Product: formyl peptide receptor 2-like
Exons: 3
Coding region: 132-1052 (306 amino acids)
Biological process (GO): complement receptor mediated signaling pathway; positive regulation of cytosolic calcium ion concentration; inflammatory response
Cellular component (GO): plasma membrane
Molecular function (GO): G protein-coupled receptor activity; complement receptor activity
Source: RefSeq, a predicted model, not a curated record
UUGGAACAGCUGGUAAUUUGUGUAUACAAAAAAUAUUAAAAAAAAAUACUUAUUAAAAAACAUCUACAAUUUUGAUUUCGAUCUAGUACAACAAAAUCUGUGGCAUUGCCAUUCUAAGAUUCAAAGCGAACAUGAAGAUUCCAGAGUCAAAUCUCACCUUAUUUGAUGAGGAUUUUUACUUUCAGAAGACAUCCGCUGUGCAUUAUAAUAUCUCGGACAAUCAGACGUUCUCUAAUUGGACUGUAUCGCAUAAUGACUACAGUUAUAUCCUAAUAUAUUCAAUUCUGACAAUCAUUUUCUACAGUAUCAUUUUCCUCUUGGGAAUUGUUGGGAACGGAUUGGUUAUCUGGAUCGCUGGAUUUAAGAUAAAGACAGUCAGUGCUGUGUGGUUACUUAACCUGGCCAUAGCCGACUUCAUAUGUUGUGUCUCUAUCCCAUUUACAUUUUUAAAGUCUCACUAUAUUUGUGAUUUAGUCAUCACUGUUCUAUGGUUUAUGACCAUGUGCACUAGUGCCUAUUUUUUAACCGCCAUGAGUAUUGACCGCUGUGUCUCCAUAAUGUGGCCAUUUUGGUCCAAAACCUAUAGAACACCCAAAUGUGUCUGCAACAUUUCAGCAAUAGUUUGGGUGGUGAGUAUCAUCUUAAAUUCUCCUCAUAUAAUUAACUAUGGUUAUUAUUUUUAUCAUAAGGAAAUGAUCAUCAUCAGAUUUGUCACUGUGUUUAUUGUCCCUUUUUCUGUCAUUGUAAUGUGUUAUUGUCUCAUUUGUUUUAAACUUAGAAAAGUGAAAAUACCAAAAAGGAAACAGCGACCCUAUAAGAUUAUUACUGCCGUCAUUGUGUGUUUCCUCAUCUGUACAUUACCAUUUCACCUUUUACCAUUACUGAUAACAGACAAUUAUUUCAUGGAUAACUUAAUAAUUAACAUUUCUUUGUGGCUGAUAUACGUCAACAGUUGCAUCAAUCCCAUCCUCUAUGUCCUUAUAGGCCAAAAUGUUAAAGACAUUUUAAUACAUUCAAUACCAUCCAGACUGGAAAGAGCUUUAAAUGAAUGAUUUAACCAGACUUGCGGGGAGAACAUAACAGUGGAUUUCUUUAAUUAAAGAUACAUCAUUAUGCUGUACAA